AUGGCCAUUAUUGAAUUACAUCCUGAACAAUUAGAUAUUGGUGAACACGUAAUUGGACACCAAUCUCGCAUACAAGAAGUGAAGUCACUUUUGGAUAUUGAAUCUAGUAACACUGUUUAUAUGGUGGGAAUUCAUGGAACUGGUGGAAUUGGCAAGACAACAUUAGCCAAAGCUCUAUACAACUUGACUUUCAAUCAAUUUGAAUGUGCAAUAUUUCUAGAAGGCGUUAGAGAAACUUCAAGCAACAUGGGUCUUGUACAUUUGCAAGAGGCAAUUCUAUCUAAGUUGCUUGAAGGGAAAACUAUUAGGUUCGGUAGUGUGGAUGAAGGUGCUGCUAGAUUAAAAGAGAGGCUUCGAAAUAGGAGAAUUCUUCUGGUGCUUGAUGAUAUUGAUAGUGUGGAGCAGUUAGAGAAACUAGCUGGAAAGAGCAAUUGGUUUGGUUCAGGUAGUAGGAUCAUUAUAACAACAAGGGAUAAGCAUGUGCUGGCUGUUCAUGAUGUUGAGAAGAGAUAUGAAAUGAAAGAGUUGAAUGAUGAUGAAGCACUUCAACUUUUUAGUUGGAAAGCCUUUAAAAUGAGUCAACCUCCAAUCAACUAUGAAGAUGUGUCUAACCGUGCAGUGGGUUAUGCCAAAGGCCUUCCAUUGGCAUUAAAAGUAAUAGGAUCAAAUUUGGUUAGAAAAUCUGUGCAGGAAUGUGAAUAUGCAUUGAAACAAUAUGAGAGGAUUCCAGAAAGAAAGAUUCAAGACAUACUCAAGGUAAGCUAUGAUUACUUAUCAGAGAUUGCACAAUAUGUCUUCCUAGACAUUGCUUGCUUUUUUAAAGGGGAGAGCAUGGAAUAUGUUGAAAGGAUUUUGGAAAAAUGUGACUUUUACCCAACAUACAAUAUUGGAAUACUUGUUGACAAAUCUCUUCUUACUGUUGAUCAAUAUGGUCACUUAAGGAUGCAUGAUCUAGUACAAGACAUGGGCAAAGAAGUUGUUAGACAAGAAGCACCCAGAAAACCCGGUGAACGUAGCAGAUUAUGUUUUCAAGAAGAUGUUAUUCGUGUUCUAAAAGAGAAUUCAGGAAGCAGUAACAUUGAAGGAAUAAUUCUUGAUCCACCUAAGAAAGAAGAAGUAAAAGUAGAUUGGAGUGGUUUUGCCUUUGAGAAGAUGAAUAAUCUUCGAAUACUCAUUGUUCGGAAUGCAUGCUUUUCAUCACCACCUAGUUAUUUGCCAGAUAGUCUAAGGUUGCUUGAAUGGAAAGGAUAUCCAUCAGAAUCUCUCCCACAAAAUUUUUAUCCUUGGAAUAAUGCUGUUGUCUUAGGUUUAUCUCAUAGUGAUUUCAGGCUUGAAAAGGACAAGCCAUUCCCGGGACUUGUGCAUUUGACUGACAUAGAUUUCUCGUUUUGUCGAUUCAUAACUCAUGUACCUGAUAUGUCUGGAGUUCCAAAUUUAACAAGUUUAAAUGUUUCUGGCUGUGAAAAUCUAAUUGCAAUUCAUCACUCUGUUGGGUUUCUUAAAAAGCUUGAAGAUUUAGAAGCAAGCUAUUGCAACAGCCUAAAAAAUUUGCCACCAACAAUAUGGUUGCCAUCUCUCCAACGUUUGAACUUCAAUUAUUCCAGAAGUAUUGAAAACUUCCCUGAUAUCAACGGAGUGAUGGAUAAGUUGUUGAAGCUUGAUUUGCAAGAUACUCAAAUUAAGGAGCUUCCACAUUCUGUAAAUAAUCUUACGGGACUUAAAAAACUAACAUUAACAUCCUGCGGAAGACUAGGAGAACUACCAAACAGCUUAUUCAUGUUACCAAAGAUUGAAGAGUUCUAUAUAGUCCGUUGUCAUAAAGUAAGAGAAUCAUUUAGAAAAUUCCAAAACAGCCAUGUAAUCAAUGGCCAGUACUCUCCUUUGCGACGAUUGACUUGUAUAAAUUGUGGUCUAACUGAUGAAGAUCUCCACUUUCUUCUUACCUUUUUUCCCAACUUAGAAAUGCUAAUGGUGCCAUGCAACAAGUUUGUGUUUGUGCCCACCCGCAUUAAGGAGUGUGUUAACUUAAACUUUCUUGAUGUGAGUUUUAGCCCGAAGCUUCAAGAAAUUCCAGAGCUACCACCAAGCAUUUAUAGAAUAUUUGCUAGACGUUGUCCAUCCUUAACUUCAGAAACAUCACGAAUGUUAUGGUCCAAGGCAUUAAAAGAAGUGAAUUUUCUUUACAUCUCUAUGCCCGAAACCCUCAUUCCAGAAUGGUUUGAUCAUCGUUGUGAAGGAGGGACUGUGUCUUUUUGGACUCGUGGAAAGUUUCCUGUGGUUGCUUUAGCAUUUCUCUAUAAAGAUAUACCAAAAGAUAAGCUAUUUUUAAGCGAUGUAAUGGCUGAUCCCUUCCAUCUUGAAUUGAACAUCAAUGGCCUCAAAGUUAAGAUAGCAAGGUUUGAUUACACAGUCAAAUAUAGAUCUGGAGAUGAGGAAGGAGAUCAAGUGGUAGUGUGUGAUGUACGAUCUAAGAUCGAUGCUGAAAUGUGGCCAACCCUAGACUCAUUGCUUGUGUCUGAGUGGAAUUAUGUGGAGUUUAAGUGUAAUUUACCUGUGAGUUAUUGUGGAGUUUAUGUGUAUAAGCAUGAAACUAACGUGGAUGAUAUUAAAUUCACAUGUCCCACCCAAUCCAUUGAAGCAGAAACACCUUCAAUCAUCUACCAAAAAAGCGUGCAAGAAAGCUCAAGUCAAAAGGUGGAGGAAGAAAAGACAACAAAAAAAGCAAGAAGGAAAUCGGUUUUGAACUUCAUCUUCCGAAAGAAGAAUUUACAAGGUGCUAUUAUAAAUCUAUAUACCAAUAUCUACCCUACCUUGCUGAAUGCACUUGCGCUUGUUUUGUUCAUCAUGGCAACUCAUGAAUUCAAUUGUUGUCACGAUGUUUUUCUCAGUUUUACAGGGCAAGACACCCGCCACACCUUUACGGGUCAUCUCUAUGAUGCUUUGCGAAGGAAGGGAAUCAACACCUUCAUAGACGAAAAUGGAUUAGAGGGUGGGGAUCAAAUUUCAGAGUCUCUCAAUCAAGCAAUUGAAGAAUCACGGAUUUCAGUUGUUGUUUUAUCUGCAAACUAUGCAUUUUCAAAGUGGUGUCUCAAUGAACUCGUCAAGAUAGUGGAAUGUAGAGAGACGAAGAAUCAACUGGUUUGGCCAGUCUUUUAUAAGGUGGAACCAUCUGAUGUAAGGCAUCAGAGAAAUAGUUAUGGCAAAGCCAUGGAUGAACAUGAAAAUAGGUUUGGAAAGAAAUCUGAACUUGUGCAGAAAUGGAGGUCAGCUUUGUCUCAAGUAGCCAACUUAAAAGGAUGGCAUUUUGAAAGUGGAUACGAAUAUCAAUUUAUCCAAAAGAUCGUUGAAAUGGCCGUCGUUAAAUUACAUCGUCAACAGUUAGAUGUUGGCCAACACGUAAUUGGACACCAUAGCCGCAUAGAAGAAGUGAUGUCACUUUUAGAUAUUGAGUCUAGCGAAAAGGUUUGCAUGGUGGGAAUUCACGGAACUGGAGGAAUAGGCAAAACAACACUUGCCAAAGCCCUCUAUAACUUAAUUGCUGAUAAAUUUAAAUGUGCAGUUUUUCUUGAAGGUGUGAGAGAAAGAUCAAAUAAAAUUGGUCUCGUGAAUCUCCAAGAGACAAUUCUAUCUAAGCUUCUUGAAGGGAUGAGUAUCAACUUGGGAAGUGUUGAUGAAGGUGCCGCUAGAUUAAAAGAGAGGCUUUCUCAUAGGAGAGUUCUUCUAGUGCUCGAUGAUGUUGACAAUGCGGUACAAUUAGAAAAACUAGCAGGAAAGUGUAGUUGGUAUGGUCAAGGUAGUAGGAUCAUUAUAACAACAAGAGAUAAGCACGUGCUCAAUGUUCAUGAGGUGGAAAAGAGAUAUGAAAUGAACGUGCUAAGUAAACAUGAAGCUCUUCAACUUUUUUGCUUGAAAGCCUUCAAAAUGAGUCAACCUGCAACCAACUAUGAAGACGUGUCUAACCGUGCAGUUCAAUAUGCCAAGGGUCUUCCAUUGGCUUUAGAAGUAAUAGGAUCCAACUUGGUAAGCAAAUCUGUGAAGGAAUGUGAAUGUGCAUUGGAACAGUAUGAGAGGAUUCCAGAAAGAAAGAUACAUGACAUACUUAGGGUAAGCUAUGAUUCCCUGCCGGAGAAUGCACAGCAUAUAUUCCUAGACAUUGCUUGCUUUUUUAAAGGGAAUAGACGAGACCAUAUUGAAAAGAUUUUGGAUAGAUGUGACUUUUACCCUACAUACAAUAUUGGAAUACUCAUUGACAAAUCUCUUCUAACUGUUGAAGAGCAUAAUUGCUUAACGAUGCAUGAUCUAAUACAAGACAUGGGCAAAGAAGUGGUUAGGCAAGAAGCACUAAACACACCCGGUGUACGCAGCAGGUUAUAUAAUCAAGAAGAUGUUCUCAGGGUUUUAACAGAAAAUUCAGGAAGCAGUAAUAUUGAAGGAAUUAUUUUGGACCCUCUUGAGAAAAAAGAAAUAGAAAUCGAGUGGGGUGGUACUGCCUUCGAGAAUAUGAAUAAUCUUCGAAUUCUCAUUCUGCGGAAUGCACGCUUUUCAUCAGCACCUAAUUAUCUGCCGAAUAGUCUAAGGUUGCUUGAAUGGAAUGGGUACCCAUCAGCAUCUCUGCCACCAGGAUUUUAUCCUAGGAAUGCUGUUGUCUUAGGUUUACCAUAUAGUCAACUCAAACUAGAUAAGAGAGAGCCAUUCCUGAGGCUCAAGCAUUUGACUAGUUUAAAUUUCUCGUCUUGUGAAUUCAUAACCCAUGUGCCUGAUGUAAGUAUUGAAUUCUUCCCUAACAUAGAGGGAGUGAUGGAUAAGCUAUCAUUCAUAGAUUUGGGUCACACUCAAAUUGAGGAGUUGCCACAUUCAGUAGAGAAUUUUACAGGACUUGAAACUGUACAUAUGCCAUAUUGCAGUCGUUUAAGAAAUCUUCCAAGUGGCUUAUUUAUGUUGCCAAAGAUUACAGAGUUAUAUUUAAGAGACAGUGACAAAGUUCGAGAAUCUUUCAGAAGGUUCCAAAAUAGCCUUGUAUUAGCAACGAAUGGCAAUUUGAACCAACCACUUUAUUCUACUUUGAGACGAUUGUCUUGUAGAAAUUGUGAUUUAACCGAUGAAGAUCUCCAUUUUAUUCUAAAUUGUUUUCCAAACUUGGAAGAGCUAUUAGUGCCAUGGAAUUAUUUUUUGUCUCUUCCAACCUGCAUUAAAGAAUGUUCUAACUUGACAGUUCUUGAUGUAACUCAUAGCAUGGAUCUUGAGGAAAUUCCAGAGCUACCGCCAUCUAUUCAGAGAGUGUUAGCUAGAGGUUGUGUAUUCUUAACCUCAGAAACGUCAAGAAUGUUAUGGUCUCAGGCAUUUAAUGAAGUUUAUAAAUUACAUGUGGUUAUGCCCAAAACCCAGAUUCCAAAUUGGUUUGACCAUCGUUGCAAAGGAGGGAUUGUGUCUUUUUGGGUUCGUGAAAAGUUUCCCGUUGUUGCUUUAGCAUUUCUCUUGGACAAGGUGCCGCCAUCACCAACCGAAUACAUAAGAGCAAGUAGUUACCAAAUUGCUGUACGCUUGUACAUUAAUGGCGUCGAGGUUGAUAACUUUUGUGACAAAACAGAUUACUGGUCAACGAUUGAAAGUGACCACAUGAUAUUAUGUGAUGUACGAUCUCAGAUUGAUGUUGAAGAGUGGCCAAUCCUUGACACGUUGCUUGUGUCCGAGUGGAAUUACGUGGAGUUGAAAUGCCAUUUACCAUACGAAGAUUGGAACGUGAGUUACUGUGGAGCUCACGUGUAUAAGCAAGAAACCAAUGUGGAUAAUAUCCAUUUCACGUGUCCCAAUCCAUUGAAGCGAUCACUAUCGGCAAGUCAUAAUCCACCCAAGAAGCGUCUACGAAAGCUCAUGCCUAAAAGUAGCAGAAGAAAGAACCAUGCAAAGGAAAUCAACUCAGUUCCAAACUUCGCGUUCCGGCAGAAGAAUGAAAAUGGUAUUUCCGAUGAGUAA
This is a messenger RNA of Abrus precatorius (Indian licorice), 5973 nucleotides long. RefSeq lists its product as uncharacterized. Gene Ontology annotation, biological process: signal transduction; defense response. The record is from RefSeq and is a predicted model, not a curated record. Bases 1 to 5973 code for a protein of 1990 amino acids. Lineage: Eukaryota; Viridiplantae; Streptophyta; Magnoliopsida; Fabales; Fabaceae. Gene Ontology annotation, molecular function: ATP hydrolysis activity; ADP binding. The transcript has 12 exons.